Messenger RNA from Equus quagga, 4773 nucleotides. It is a transcript of the gene GLDN, whose product is annotated as gliomedin. Gene Ontology annotation, cellular component: cell surface. The record is from RefSeq and is a predicted model, not a curated record. The coding region runs from base 9 to 1745 and encodes 578 amino acids. Gene Ontology annotation, biological process: signal transduction. Lineage: Eukaryota; Metazoa; Chordata; Mammalia; Perissodactyla; Equidae. The transcript is spliced from 11 exons.
CGCGGAGCAUGGCCCGAGGCCCCGAGCGAGGCCGCGGCGACGCGGGCUGGGGGCUGCACGUCGCCCUGGCCGCGGUGGCGCUGCUCUCGGCGCUCAAUGCCGCGGGCACGGUGUUCGCGCUGUGCCAGUGGCGCGGGCUGAGCGCGGCGCUGCGGGCGCUGGAGGCGCAGCGCGGCUGGGAGCAGCGGGAGGACAGCGCCCUGCGCGCCUUCCUGGCCGAGCUGAGCCGCGCGCCCGCGCCCGCGCCCGACGCCGGGGGCGCAGCGCGCAACAAGCGCAGUCACGGCGGGGAGCCCGCGUCGCAGGUCCGCGCCGAGAGCCACGACAUGAUGAUGAUGAUGACCUACUCCAUGGUGCCGGCUCCUUCCUUGCCCUUGAAUUGCCCAAGAUCCAGAAGUUCUACUAAUUCAGUGAGACCCGGUCUCUGUACAGAGAGAAAACUGGAAGGUCUGAUCCGAGUGAUGGUGGACCUGUGCAACAGCACCAAGGGUAUCUGCCUGACAGGACCACCUGGCCCACCAGGACCCCCAGGAAUUGGCGGGUUACCAGGACACAAUGGAUCAGAUGGACAGCCUGGUCCCCAGGGCCUAAAAGGCGAAAAAGGAGCAAAUGGAAAACGAGGAAAAAUGGGGCUACCUGGAGCCCCAGGAAAUCCAGGGGAAAAGGGAGACCCUGGUGAACUGGGCUUGACUGGAAACGAAGGCCCAGCAGGACAGAAGGGUGAAAAGGGGGACAAGGGAGACGUGUCCAACGAUGUGCUCCCUGCAGGUGCCAAAGGUGACCAAGGCCCACCCGGCCCGCCAGGCCCACCUGGCCCCCCUGGGCCUCCAGGCCCUCCAGGUCCCCCAGGGCCCCCUGGAAGCAGAAGAUCCAAAGGGUCUCGGCAGCCAAACAUGUUCAACGGCCAGUGCUCAGGGGAGACAUGUGCUGUACCAAAUGAUGACACCUUGGUUGGAAAAGCUGAUGAAAAAGUCAAUGAACACCAUUCCCCACAAGCAGAAUCCAUGAUUGCUUCCAUUGGAAAUCCAACACAAGUAUUAGAAGUGACAGAGACAUUUGGCACUUGGAUACGAGAGUCCGCUAACAAGAGUGAUGAACGGAUCUGGGUGACUGAGCAUUUCUCAGGCAUCAGGGUGAAGGAAUUCAAGGACGAGCCCUCACUGCUGAAUGGCAGUUACACGCUUAUCCAACUCCCCUAUUUUUUCCAUGGCUGUGGGCAUGCCGUUUACAACAACUCUCUCUACUACCACAAAGGAGGCUCCAAAACCAUAGUGAGAUUUGAAUUUGGCAAAGAAACAUCCCAAACCCUGAAGCUUGAAAAUGCCUUGUAUUUUGAUCGAAAAUACCUCUUUGCAAAUUCCAAGACUUACUUCAAUUUAGCUGUAGAUGAGAAGGGGCUUUGGAUUAUCUACGCUUCAAGUGUGGAUGGCUCGAGCAUUCUUGUAGCACAACUGGACGAGAGGACAUUCUCUGUGGUGCAACACAUCAAUACCACGUACCCCAAAUCCAAGGCCGGCAACGCCUUCAUCGCCCAGGGCAUCCUCUACGUCACGGACACCAAAGAUAUGAGGAUAACAUUUGCCUUUGAUUUGUUAGGAGGGAAGCAGAUCAAUGCAAACUUUGAUUUAAGAACUUCUCAGUCUGUUCUUGCCAUGUUAUCGUACAAUAUGAGAGACCAGCAUUUAUAUUCGUGGGAAGAUGGCCAUUUAAUGCUUUAUCCUGUGCAGUUUUUGUCAGCUACAUAAAACCAGUGAUGGGAUGCAUUCUUUUCCCUCCCCUCAGUAAAUUUCAGGCGUUCUCUGGCACCAUUUGUAUCCCAACAGAACACUUGUCUUUAAGGGUAGCCAGGCACUUAGCUGUCAUAAUCUCAUGACGUGAAUGUUUAUAUGGUCAGUGAAUCCCCUUUAAAUUCAGAUUCCUUAGGGGGAAAUAGCAACAGAUUGUAAGUCAAAAUGGCUGAGAUUUGGUAAUUCCUCCACAAACUAUCUGAGCAAGUUACCUCUUCCUCUUUGGGCCUUGUUUUCCCCACCGGUAAUAUGAAAAGACUGGGUAAGAUGAUUGGUAAGAUUUCCUCUACCUGUAGGGAAUUCUGUGGUUCUUGGCUGUUGCUGCUCGCACAACUUGUAUAUUUUUGGUUUUUAGCCACACGCUGAACAAAUUUACCUCUGAGUUGAGAAGCCCAGUUGCUUGAGCAAUGAAUUCCUUAGUGCUGACUUAGAGUUGGUGCCUUAGGUCACUGAGGUACCAUAUUACCCAGAAUUAUACUACCUUUCUCUGCAUCUGUACCUGCACCUCCUGCCAGUGCCAGAAUGGCUGUUAUCCUCAGCUCCUGACUGCUGCCCAAGGUUAGCAAAAGCCAGGCACACAGCUACACGCUCAGGUUUCCUAACGAAACAGAAACAGGCCCUUCUGUGUUCCUAGCCAUUUCUGAUCCUGUUGAUACGCAGCUGUGAGUCAUAAACAUGGAAUCCUCAGGUCACACUGGCUUCUUUAACCACAGCUAUGGAUCAGAGUACUAAAGAUUGUGUGAUGGAGCAUUAAUCUGGCAGUUUUCAGAAGAGAGCCACCAUUUGUGGUUAUUAUCUAGAAUAGGGAUGAGCAAACUAUGGCCCUCCGUCCAAAGCCAGCCCAUUGCCUGUUUUGUAAAUAAAGUUUUACUGGAACACCGUCACAUGCAUUUGUAUUAUAGUUUGUGCCAACUUUGGCUAUACAAUGGCAGACCUGAAUCAUUGCAAGAAAGUUGAGAGAUGGCCCGCAAAACCUAAAACAUUUACCCUCUGGCCCUUUCCAGCAAAAGUUUCCGACUGCUGAUCUAGAAUAUAAAGUGAGCCUGAUUCUUGCAAGGCCUUAUUCACCAGAACCUGCUUACUAUGUUUUGUUCUGUUCCAGACUAAGAAGUGGUCAUUUAGAUGGUUUGAGUUUUUGGUAAAGGGGAGUGAGAACAGCACAAAAUUAAGUGGCCCUCCCAAAAAGCAGUUCAUGAACUGUUCUUUCCCUAAUGUAGCUUUGAACGAUGUGCUCUGGUCCUUUUGGAUACCAGGAGAAAAUCCAGUUGUUUAACUUGCUCCUAAAUGCCCUUAAAUACGUAUAUUUUUUGCCAACUCAGUUCUUCAAACAUCCUUCAGCCAGGCACUGAGGUCCAAGCAUGGCCAUUGAGAGGAGAGAGGAAUCUGGAAAUUUCCUGGAGUCCUGCAGCCAGGAAGGGGACCUAAGGAAAAAUCUCCUGAAAAGAUUUUUCAUCAAUUUGCCUUCACUGAAUUCACAUGCACUGAAGGAAAGCUUCAAAAACGUUUCCACCGGGUCCAAAUCCACCUCAGUGGCCCUUAGUCUUGAUUUUAUACCUUAUUAAUAGAAGCAUUUUAAAACUCAGGGGAUGUACAGAUUUAAAUAUUUAAAUCUUCCCACCCCCUGAAAAUACCUAGGCAGCUAUUAGGGACUUUUUUAUUGUUAUGUUCUCAAAAUAAUGGAUAUUUGAAAAAUUUUUCCCCACUUUUUAAUUAGAUUGGUUGUGCCAUGUCAUCACAGCUUUUAAAACAUACUCUUUUUGGGUUGAUGUUUUGUUAUAAAGUAAAAGAGUUUCAUGUUGAAGAUCAACAUGCCUUAUGAACGCUAGUCUUCUUUUAAAGUAUUCAUAUGUGUUGCUGUUUCUGGACACAGGGGACCUGGAAUGAAUAUAAUUUCAUAGUGAUAGUCAUAUUAGUAAUGGUAAUAUGUACAAUACUAAUUAUAUAUAUAUAUAGUAGCAACCAAAAGAGGUUUUAUUGAAUUAGCAUAUAUUCCUUUUAGAAAAAAAGUUUUAGCAACCCCAGUGUUGAUAGCUGAGCUAUCUCGGCUCCCUUAAUUGUGGGUAAGGAAGCACAAACUCAAGACUAGAGAAGCUCAUACUGGGAUUUUUUUUUUUUUUUUUUGCUAUGGCAGAGUAGUAUAAGGACAACCGAGUUUGAUCAAGGCUUAAUGGAUCAUUUUAUAAUGUGGUUGAAAGUUUGUCUUUACAGAGUGAAAAAAAAUUAAGAUGGUACUCAUUCUUUCCUGCAAAUAGUACUUUAUAGAAAAUACAAAAGGUUUGGGCUCACUGCUAAAACAGAGCGUUUUCAGUCAAGAUAUCAUUUUGGCAGUUUACGCUCUCACUUAGAACCAAAGUUGCUUCAAAGCAUUUUCCAAAUAUCUGCACUGCUGAUGUCAGAAGCAAACCAGAGAAUUCUCUAAUGCUUCUUCAGUCUAAGGCAGAUAACGUCCCGCUGGAAAGUAAAUAAAACCAUCCCUCCCAGCCUCAAAGGUGGGCCGGGCCCUGUCUCAAAGCGUUUCCUUUCAGGCUGAUGAUGCGGCCUGUUGCAGCCGUGCAGGUGGUUAUGGUCUCAGUGUAUCACCAAGCACGGGUGUGAUGACAGAAAGAGUUCUGGGGCGAAAGUUCUAAAAUGAGGAGCUCUGAUUGUAGGCACCUUCCUGGUCAGUGACCUUCGAGGUUACAGGGUGAAAAGUCAGAUGAGACACCAUGAGUCUUCAAGAGCCAGGUGGCCUUUUCCAACUGCACAGAGUACACUUGGGCUAUGACUAUGGGAGGUCCAGCCAUGGGAGGGAGAAGUGCGUGAUCCGGCUCUUGACUUUCCAUCCAGCUGCCGGGACCUGGUGUAUCAUAUCGUUAAAAGUCAUCCUUUCCGAUCUGUAACCACAGAUUCUGAACCACAAGUGAAUAAUGGUGAAUGUCUCUUUUUUGGUUGUAAUUUAUUUAACUUGAAUCUAAUUAGUCAAUAAAAUAAUCAUGGCUGAGCACCA